Messenger RNA from Moneuplotes crassus, 807 nucleotides. NCBI's taxonomy places the organism in Eukaryota, Ciliophora, Spirotrichea, Euplotida, Euplotidae. The record is from the annotation of a GenBank genome assembly.
AUAUGGAACCAUAUUUUGAUAAUGACUCAGCAAGACCUAGAAGCUCUGGGAUAAUUAGGACAAACGGAAACAAUAGAGCAUGCUUUCGGAGCCUUGAAUUCGUUGUGAGAUACAAAGAAAAUAUAAGAAUGAUGAAGCUUAAUGACUCUAAUUUUUCGAAAAAUUUCCGCCCAUCCUUUGGGGGUCUAAUCAAUCUCAAAAUUGGAAAUUAUGAUACAGAUAGUAUAGUGAAAAGAUCAGUUUUUGCAAAUAUUGAGAAUUUUUAUAAAGUAUGAACUAUUGAUAUAGUUCUCACACCAAAAGGGGCAAAUAACAAGCAUUUCAAGCGUUUCAUUCAAACCUCUAUGACUGAUAUUGAUUGCAUCUAUCUAAGGUCAAAGUACUGAUUAUAUAAAAGACCCAAUUUAAGUUACAUUUUUCUGCCUUUUACCAAGAUAUGCUCAAGACUCACCAAGAAAAUUGUGAUCGACAACAUGGAUGUUUCUGAAAAACAGUUCUUCAGAAUAAUUUACAGUGGAAGUCAAUGCCAAGAGAUACAUUUUACCAAUUGUUCUAUCAAAGCAGAAAUAAUGAUCCCACGCUCUGAAGGUAAGUCUCGGCUGAAGAAACUGGUCUUGUCGUAUUGGGACUUUGAGAAGUGUAAUUAUGACGAAAAGCUGCGCUUUAUCUUCCUAUUAACACAUAUUAAACGGUCUGAGUUCUUUCAUGCUUUAGAGCAUGUCGAAAUCAGCAAGCCAGAUCUUCAAGCACUACUAAAGACUAUCUCUACCCAUCUCACUAAUUCACCCCUAUAAAUUAACUUUCAAC